Molecule: messenger RNA, 3045 nt
Organism: Prunus mume (Japanese apricot)
Lineage: Eukaryota; Viridiplantae; Streptophyta; Magnoliopsida; Rosales; Rosaceae
Product: DNAse I-like superfamily protein
Molecular function (GO): 3'-5'-RNA exonuclease activity
Source: RefSeq, a predicted model, not a curated record
AUGGGUGGAAAUUGGAAUGGAAAGGCGGGGAGGCGUGUACCGGUCCUCGCCACCCGCGAAGUCGUUACACAGCCGCUUCCCCUAGAGCAAAUGAGGCGUGCUCCUCCUCCUCCUUCCCUCCAAUUCCUCGCCGCAGCAGCCACCGACGCAACCACCGCCAUGUCUUCGCGCGCUCCUUACCGAGGUGGUCGAAACCAAUGGCCGACAGCCUCUUCCUCGAACCGCCCCUAUUCGGGCGGCAGAGGCCCGUACGUCACCGGAGAUUCACAUAUCCGGUCGGUCCGCGACGCCAAUCUAGGGUUCCGGCAAGGCGACGCCGGCACCGGCCCCUUCCCCAACCAAACCGACUUUCGUCAGCAUCCGCCGCCGCCUCUUCAGCACAACCAUCACUUCCGUCAAUCUCGGCCGUUCGAUCCAAACCAACCGUACCGGCCGAACCAGCAAUUCCGCCAUCCUCAGCAGUUUCAGCCUCCGCAGCAAUUCCGGCCUCGGCCGAAGCCCUUGGAUUAUCGCAACUGGGAGUUUGCGAAAACGACGCCGUCCCCUACUUGUGAUAGGUUUACGGUGCUAUCUUAUAACAUACUGGCUGAUUCCUUGGCCCAUGAGCACCGGAGCAAGCUUUACUUUCACAUACCUUAUCAUAUGAUGGACUGGCAAUGGAGAAAGAAUAAUUUGAUUUUUGAGCUUGGACUGUGGUCAGCUGACAUAAUGUGCUUUCAGGAGGUUGAUAAAUUUCAGGACAUCGAGGAGGAGUUGAAGCUUAAGGGGUACAAUGGCAUUUGGAAGAUGCGGACUGGCAAUCCAGUUGAUGGCUGUGCAAUUUUUUGGCGAUCCUCAAGAUUCAAGUUGAUUCAUGAGGAAUGCAUUGAGUUCAGUAAGCUUGGACUUCGGGAUAAUGUUGCUCAGAUAUGUGUGCUGGAGUCAAUAUGCCAGACCAAAAAUCUUGCAGUUAUACCAACAAGCUCAACAGGUUCUAAUAAAGUUGUCAUUUGUAACAUUCACGUGCUUUACAAUCCUAAACGGGGAGAAAUUAAGCUUGGCCAGGUCAGGGUGCUCUUGGAUAGGGCUCAUGCCAUUUCCAAAAUCUGGAAUGAUGCUCCAAUUGUUCUUUGUGGGGAUUUCAAUUGCACGCCAAAGAGUCCGUUAUACAACUUUAUUUCAGAACAGAAGUUAGAUUUGUCUGGAGUUGACAGAGAUAAAGUAUCUGGACAAGCUUCAGCCCAAAUUUAUGCAGCAAGGUCAUAUAAUCGUAAUUAUGGGGCUCAACCUGGUAAUCAUUUUGUUCAAGGUCCAUCAGUGGUAGAUGGGAGGGAAGGUGGAAUGAAGCCGAGUGAUUCACCAUUGGAUAUUCAGAACCUAAACAAUCCACAAAGUAGUGUGGAGAGUGUUCCAUUAACAAACAAUUUGUCUCAGCCUCAACCUACUAAGACCCUCAAUUGGUUUGAUAAAUCUUGCACCAAUGUUGAUUCUCAAAAAGAGGAUGGUACCCAAGAUGUUGAAGUUAACAAAGAAUCUAAGCAGAAUGCUGUAGAUGUCUCUACGGUUGAAUCAGCUUUCCAUGUUCCAGGUGAUGGCUUAAAGGAUGAUGCAAGUACUUCUUACAGUGAAGGCGGCUUUCCUGUAUCUAAGUUGACUGAUCCUGAACACGCUUUCUCUAACGUGACUCAGAUUGGAUACAAAGAAAAAGUGGAUUUCACCUCUACUUCAAAUCAUGGAUUACCAAGUGAACAUUUGGACUCAAAUAUUUGUGUAGAAAAAGAAAGCAUGAACUGUGAUAUCCAUAACAAUCCCUCUACAAGGGACAAUAAUUAUAUUAGGGAAGGGAUUGGUCCAGAUUAUGUGGAUCCUCUCCAGUCAGAAAUUCCUUUAUCUAAGCUAUCCGGCCAGACUUCCAUUGCUGAUGCUAUCGACGUCUCUUCAUUAGGGAACUUAGGAAAUUUGUCUUCUAAACCAAUUUCUUGUGCUGAGAACAAUAGCUGUUCAGUCCCAGAGCAAGUCGACAUAUCAUGUGCACCUACUAGUGUUGACCUUGAGUUGCAGAAAAAUCUAGAAAAUUUAUCUCUUACUGAGUUAGAUGAAGCCAUUCCAGAAGGCGGAAAUACAGCUGAAGAUGAUAAUACAUUUAUAUCUGCACUACACAACACACAAGAUGCCUUUCCAUCUGAUUUUUCUGUUUCUCCCAACUCAGCGUUGUCUGCAUCAACCAAUGCAGUUGAGGAUGGUUUAUCUCCAGGAUUGGAUUCAGAGACUGCUUAUGUGGAGAGAACUCCUUAUGAUCCCUCUCUAUGGACUCCAAUGGAAAUAGAAGCUGCUACAGGCAAUUCAGAAUCCACUGUUUUAGAACAUCCUCUAAAGCUUAGGAGCACAUACACUGAAGUUGAGGAUUGUGCUGGGGCCAGAGACUCGAAUGGAGAGCCCCUGGUUACCAGUUAUAACAGAUGUUUCUUGGGCACAGUUGAUUACAUCUGGCGCUCCGAAGGUCUGCAGACUGUAAGGGUACUUGCUCCUAUUCCAAAGCAUGCUAUGCAAUGGACUUCAGGGUUCCCAACCAAGAAAUGGGGUAGUGAUCAUAUUGCCUUGGCUUCUGAGUUGGCGUUUGUGAACAGUUUUGACCAAUCAUAACAGCAACACAGAAGUCCGCACCAGUAGUCAUUAUUGACAUUUGAGGAUUGCAUUCGGAGAAGUUGCGGGAUUGACUGUCAUCUCCGUCAAAUUUUUUCAGCGUCUAGUUUCACCCCUUCCCACAUGUUUUAUGUUGUGGGAAAAACUCAGUCACGGGUUCUUUCCAAAAAUUUGAGGUUAGUUGAGUUUUUCGGCGGCAAAUUCCCAAUGUAUAUAAUUUGAUCUUCAUGUAUUGUCUGUUUUUUAUUUUUCUAUUUUAAACUUCAGAGAAAUUCACUAACGAAUUUAUAAAGAAGUUCUAGUCUAUUUUUUUGCUACAGCCGUUGAUUGUUAUGAAAUUCACAAUGGAACAAUGAAAGGUUCAUAGUUACCCAGACGACUGUGACGACCAUAUUUUAGCACAAACGGCAUCGUAUUUAGCAC